Caenorhabditis remanei is the source of this 1374-nucleotide messenger RNA. RefSeq lists its product as uncharacterized. The record is from RefSeq and is a predicted model, not a curated record. Lineage: Eukaryota; Metazoa; Nematoda; Chromadorea; Rhabditida; Rhabditidae. The transcript is spliced from 9 exons. Gene Ontology annotation, molecular function: carbohydrate binding. The coding region runs from base 1 to 1374 and encodes 457 amino acids.
AUGCGAAGUUUCACACUUCUCUGCUGCAUCUUUCUUCUAGUUUUUAGAAUUGAUGGAAAAUUGAAAAGUGGAUUUAUUGGAUCGAAUAAUCAUGAGACAAGUCCGAUUGAAGGAAUUCUGAAAGAAUCUCUUCGAUCGAACCGAGUUCAAGCAUGUGAUGGAGAGAGAAUUACGUUGAGUUGUCCACGAAACACGCAAAUUUCUGUUCAAACAGGGUUCUACGGCCGUGUUGUGCCAGAAAAUCAGUUGUGUCCUCCACAAGCCGGUCGGAAGAUUCCAGAUGCAUUGACAGAUCCACUAGCAAUGAUUCAUCAUUCCAGCACAUGUGAUGUUAUUCAAGCGCAUACGAGAAUAUCCGAACUGUGUGACAAACGUCGGAAGUGUACAGUAGUCGUUGAUUCGAAUACAUUUGAAGACGAUCCGUGUCCAACAACUUCUAAAUAUCUCCAGAUGGCAUAUGGAUGUAUUCCGAUGUCGUUCGAUGAAGAGACUUUUUGUACUCCGAAACCAACUGAACCAUCUCGUCCGGAGAUCCGAUUAGAGUGUCGAGAAGGUAGAAGGUUGGCUGUUUAUUCGGCACAAAUGAAGACGUCACCACAAUGUGAUCCAGAUACUGAGAUAAGACAUGAAUGCGUAUCGGACGUCCUUCCACAAGUUCUUCGUCAAUGUCAUGCGAAAGAAGGAUGCACUCUGAAAAGUGAAGAAAUCAAGGGACACUGUAGACAUGGACAUUUACACGUGGUUUAUGUUUGUGUAAAUGAAGAGAUCUUUUCGGAAGAGGCAAUCAAAGGAGAGUUGACAUCGUUGGAGGCUUAUUUGAAGGAAGCCGAUGCAAUUCAAAAACAAGAAGAUGAACGAUUCUUCAAAGAUGUGAAUGACAAAACACAAUGGGAACGAGUAGUUGAUAGUGAGCCGGCAAGAGAUUCAGAUGUUCAUCAAAUUGCAAAUGAUGCUUCCUACGUGACACACGAUGAAUACCGUAUGGAAAAGCAAGAUCCACCACCAAUCACAGAGAGAGUUGAACCAAAUCUAGUCGGUGUCGGACAUGAUUUACUCCAAGUGGUUCAAUUCUUCAAAGAGAAUAAAGAGAAGGCAGUGAUGUGUAUUGUAUUGGCAGUUAGUAUGGCUGCAAUUGUUGUUUUAUCUGCUUGUAUCAUCACAAGAUUGUGUACUUCAACUAAAGAUAAUUCGAGAAGCUCAAGAAGUUCAAGGAGUCGAAGAUCUCUCGAAACUAGUAAAUUAGUCUCUUCUAAUUACGGUGGUUCCAUAACUCCUCAACACAUGCUUCAAGACAUCGAAGACGAACAAUUCCUCCGAUUUUCGAUGGGAUCUGCGGCAAAUUCAAAUCCCCACUACAGUCAUUAUGAUUUUUAA